CACCAAUAUUCUUCACAGCUAUAUCCUCAAGCUUGUCAUUUUCCCUGUGCACCGGCUAUUGCCCCAGAAACACCAUAUCCUCAUUAACAGCUAAUCUUACCAAACAAUCCAUAGCUGACUAUCUGCACCGAGUCACCUCCAUAACUCGUCACCCAAUAUGCCCGAGUCAAACAACCAUAACUCACCUUCCCCUUCAACUCAAGCUAGUAGAAGAUCAUCAUCAUCUUCAUCAUGGCCUUUGAACUUUCUCCUCUUGUCAAUACUGGUUCCGGUGGCGGCAGCUCUGGUAAUCCUCUACCAGCUCGACCCGUUCGACCCGGCUCCUCUGCCUCUUCACGAGUUGAGCCACCGAGUCGCUGCUGCCCCAGCGCAUAAUGCUCACAUGCUCAAAGGGUCGGAGUUUAUAGGUGCUGGGGCUUUAGUGGCGCCGGAAGACGUUGCUUAUGAUUCAAAGUCGGGACUCAUUUACACGGGCUGCGCGGACGGGUGGGUGAAACGAGUCACGUUGAACGAGUCGGCUGCUGACUCGGUGGUUGAGAACUGGGCUAACACCGGCGGGAGACCACUCGGACUCGCUCACGGUCAUAAAGGUCAGCUUUUGGUGGCGGACACAGAAAAGGGAUUACUGAGUAUAAGUGAGGAUGGAGAAGUGGAGCUGUUGACUGAUGAGGCUGAGGGUGUGAAAUUCAAGCUAACAGAUGCUGUGGAUGUAGCAAAAGAUGGCAUGAUUUACUUCACAGAUGCUUCAUAUAAGUACAGCUUCAAAGACUUCAUCUGGGACGUUUUGGAGGGCAAACCGCAUGGAAGAUUACUCAGCUACGAUCCAACUACCAAAGAGACCAAAGUGCUAGUCCCCGACCUCUACUUUGGUAAUGGAGUUGCAGUCUCUCCGGAUCAGAAUUUUGUGAUCUUCUGUGAAACUGUCAUGAGAAGAUGUAAAAAGUACUACCUGCAAGGCGAGAAGAAAGGAAACGUAGAGAACUUCAUUGACAACUUGCCGGGCACCCCUGAUAAUAUUCGAUAUGAUGGGGAAGGCCAUUAUUGGAUUGCAUUUUCUACGGAGAUUACAGAUUCUUGGAAUCUAGCACUUAGGUUCCCUUUUAUUCGAAAAUGGCUGGCAAUCAUGGAGAAGUAUACAGCAGGAAGACCCCAUAUGGAGAAAAAUUCUGGUGUAAUGGCUGUUAAUUUGGAAGGGGAACCUAUUGCCCACUAUUUUGAUCCAGGGUUAUCACUCAUUUCAAGUGGGAUCAAGAUUGGAAAUUACCUAUACUGCGGUUCAAUUAUCUAUCCAUACAUUAUCCGCCUCGAUCUGGAACGGCAUCCUGCACACGCCACUACAUGAGCUUCAAGCACCCAAAAAAACCAUCCUUAAUGCAUCUUCCAUUGAUGUGUAACUUCAACAUAAAUGGAGUAGUAGCUUAUUUAGUUGUACUUUGUUCAUAGCUACAAAUUACCUCAAGAAGACUAUGUGUAUAUAUAUAUAUAUAUAUAUAUAUAUAUAGCUCUCUCAAGAGAGGCUGCCCAAGACCUUCGCUUUUUCUCUGAGAAUGAAUUAUUUUGUAUCUUCCCUGCUGAA
This is a messenger RNA of Rosa rugosa (rugosa rose), 1576 nucleotides long. Its product is annotated as protein STRICTOSIDINE SYNTHASE-LIKE 5-like. The transcript is spliced from 4 exons. Gene Ontology annotation, molecular function: strictosidine synthase activity. The record is from RefSeq and is a predicted model, not a curated record. Gene Ontology annotation, biological process: biosynthetic process. NCBI's taxonomy places the organism in Eukaryota, Viridiplantae, Streptophyta, Magnoliopsida, Rosales, Rosaceae. The coding region runs from base 158 to 1342 and encodes 394 amino acids.